AUAGAAACCAAUCAGCUUCUAACCUCAGCUUGUUCAAUGAAGCUUUGGCAAUGAAACCUGGAAGCUGAUUGGUUUCUAUGCAGAAGUGAGUCUGAUUUUGGACUCUCCAGCUUUAGUAAAUAAACCCCAUUAUGUUAAGCUCCCUGGCGGUAUUCCCUAGUGUAGCUCGGGGUAAACUUUCAGUACCAAAAGCAGUAACCUCGAGCUACACUGGGGAAUACCCUGCAGAGUUGCUCCGGGAUCCCUCUUGCACUUACCUUGUCCUUCGCUCCCGCGAUGUCCCCCCUGCAGCAUCCCCGGCCAUCUCCUUUGGCUGAUGCCGGCAUCCGUCUUCUGGGUUCCGUUCCCUGCGAGCGUCUGGACUAACGGGGGAUGGAACCGGCGUUAAAUUCAAAAAUGUUAAAAGUGAAAUUCGCUCAAUACACUAA
Molecule: messenger RNA, 428 nt
Organism: Staurois parvus
Lineage: Eukaryota; Metazoa; Chordata; Amphibia; Anura; Ranidae
Source: the annotation of a GenBank genome assembly